Messenger RNA from Nilaparvata lugens (brown planthopper), 2327 nucleotides. RefSeq names its product BTB/POZ domain-containing protein KCTD9. The transcript has 8 exons. The record is from RefSeq and is a predicted model, not a curated record. Gene Ontology annotation, biological process: intracellular signal transduction; protein homooligomerization. NCBI's taxonomy places the organism in Eukaryota, Metazoa, Arthropoda, Insecta, Hemiptera, Delphacidae. Gene Ontology annotation, molecular function: protein binding. The coding region runs from base 195 to 1397 and encodes 400 amino acids.
GGUGUUAUUGAUUCGAUAGUUGAUGGACAGCUGUUGCCUCUGAUUUCUGUUUCUGAAAUUUUGAAAAGUUGACAAGGUGGUCACAGUUUUGUUUAAAUUUGUGUAUGAACAUGCUUUUCUUUUGCGCUUGAGAAUAAGUAGUGUUAAAAGGUGAAUCUUCUUAAUAUUAUCGAUAUUGUUUGAUUUAUUAAGCAAUGAAGCGAGUUAUAGUAUUUAGAAAUGGAACUGAUGUUGAUGGAAAGGUUAUACUUGUCACACAUUCACUGGAUGAACUAUUAAAUACUGCCACCAAUAAAUUUGGGAUUGUAGCAAGACGGCUAUUCACGCCUCAAGGCGGAGAGAUUGACGACCUUAAACUCUUGAGGGACGAUGACAUUCUUUACGUAUCCGGUGGGGAAGGAUUCAUUCCUGUUGGACCGAUUAGAGGACCAGUUAGAACAAAUGAGUUGAGCCCUCCGAAGGCUUCCAAUGGAUUGUCUGACUGGGUGACGUUGAACGUUGGUGGAAAGUAUUUUACAACCUCUCGAAGUACCCUGUCAACCAAGGAACCCAACAGCAUGCUUGCAAGGAUGUUUGCUGAGAGUGAUUAUGGUUACAAUAUGACACCCAGCAAUGUUGACAGUAAUGGCGCGUACUUGAUCGAUCGCAGUUCAACUUAUUUCGAGCCGAUACUGAACUACCUUCGUAACGGACAGUUAAUCUAUGACACAAACGUCAAUCCCGAGGGAAUACUCGAAGAGGCAAGAUUCUUUGGUGUAGAAAGUCUAGUACCUCAGCUAGAAAACAUAAUCCAGUCGAGCCAGCGUUCGAGGGAUAAUCUUCCUCUGACCAGACGAGAUGUCAUCAAUGCUCUCAUUCAGAGUCCCCUCUCGUCUGACCUGCGCUUCCAGGGUGUUAACCUGGCAGGCGCUGACCUGUCACGGCUUGACCUGCGCAAUAUUAACUUCAAGUUCGCUUGCCUGCAUGGAUGUCGGAUGGUUGGCACCAAUCUCAGCUGGUGCUCGUUGGAGCGAGCCGAUUUGUCCCAUGCACAAAUGGAGGGUGCUCAAUUGCUUGGAGUCAAGAUGCUUUGUGCUAAUUUAGAAGGCGCUAACAUGAGAGGCUGCAAUUUUGAAGAUCCCAGUGGAAGUAGAACUAACAUGGAGGGUGUGAAUCUGAAAGGCGCUAACCUAGAAGGAAGCAAUAUGGCCGGCGUGAAUCUUCGAGUGUCCACUCUGAAGAAUGCCAAUCUCCAGAACUGCGACUUGCGUGCGGCCGUUUUAGCUGGGGCUGACCUUGAGAAUUGCAAUCUAUCGGGUAGCGACCUACAUGAGGCAAACCUGAGAGGGGCCAACUUGAAGGAUGCAGCAUUCGAACUGAUGUUAACACCACUUCAUAUGUCACAGACUAUCCGCUAGUUUCACUCACGGAGCAUAAUAACGGUUCAUCACUUCUAUUAACAUUAUAUUAAUCAUGAUAUCUCAUGGAAUUUAUUGUCUUCCACUGAGUAAGCGUAUAUAUUUUUUUUAAACUUUAUGAUCUCAGUGAUUUUCUACGCUACGUUUCCUUCCAUUUCGUGUAAAUUGUUAGUUUUAGGUUGAACAAUCGUAUUUGCACUAGUUCAUAAAUUAUCGACUUAAUUAUUUUCUUCGUCUACUGUGAUCCAAUGACUUAGCCAUCUGCUUUCUGGUUCAAGAAAAUUAUUUCGAAAUGAAAAUCAUAAGUUUAGUGUUCCUUUCAUUUCUUUGUAAAUCCCAAAGUCUAUUUUGAAUAAUUGUAUUUUGCAACUGAAUUUUAGACAGACUAUACGGUUUGCUAGUUUAUAAAUAUGUACUUAUUUGUAUAUUCUAAACUCAGUUGAAUAAAUUCCUAACAUUCAAUAUAGAUACUCAAAAAUAUAUAGUAUUAUUAAUACAGUACUUGGGUUAUUGUAGGCUAGUUUGAUGCUUCUAGCUUUUUCGAAACUAUACUUCUACUGAAUCAUAUCCAGACAAAAUAAUUCUUGUAUUUUUAAAUUAAUAAGAAUGCAAUAAUAGUUUAUUUGAUACUGGAAAAUCGUGUUCGCAAGGCCAACUUGUUCUAUUGUAUGUAAUAAAUUAGAUGCUCUAAAUUGUGAAUAUUUCAUGAAUUAUGGGGUAGUAGUAGCAAAAAACUCGAGGAUCCAAAGAUUUGUGACUAUUGCCAAAUUUAAAUCUUCUAGUUAAGAUUGAUGAUAGCAUACUAUAUCAAUAACAGUCAUUCCAUUGUAUUAACAAUACUGAAAAGUUCAAUAUCACGUUUAAUGUUCAUUUUGUUCCUAAUUAUUGUAAUGAAUGUUGCAAACGUUUAAAAUAAAGACUUAAGAAUAA